Molecule: messenger RNA, 711 nt
Organism: Triticum turgidum subsp. durum (durum wheat)
Lineage: Eukaryota; Viridiplantae; Streptophyta; Magnoliopsida; Poales; Poaceae
Source: the annotation of a GenBank genome assembly
AUGGAGGCCGCCGCGUCCACGCUGUUCCUCUCCGCCGACGCGUCCCUCGCCGCCGGCCGCCGCCUCCUCCUCGUCCCUUCUCGGCCCGCGCGCGCGGCACGGCGGGGCGCCGCGCCCAGCAGGUGCCGGCGGGCGUCCGUCCGCGCGUACGCCGCGGCGGCCGCGCCAGCGCCGGCGCCGGCCUCUGGAAACGGCCUCGUCGGGAAUAACAACGGAGUGUACACUGUUGGAGACUUCAUGACGAAAAGGGAGGAUCUCCAUGUCGUCAAAGCGUCAACCCCGGUUGAUGAAGCGCUCGAGAUGCUGGUGCAGAACAGGAUCUCUGGUUUCCCUGUUAUCGAUGACGACUGGAAGUUGGUUGGCGUUGUCUCAGAUUAUGAUCUAUUAGCUUUGGACUCAAUGGCAGGAUGUGGACUGGCUGAUACAAAUUCAAGUAUGUUCCCUGAAGUAGAUAGCACUUGGAAGACAUUUCGCGAGAUCCAGAGACUCUUGAGCAAAACCAGUGGCAAAGUUAUCGGUGAUGUUAUGACUCCCUCACCUCUUGUGGUGCGUGAAACUACUAACCUCGACGCUGCUGCAAGGUUGCUGCUUGAAACCAAAUACCACAGAUUGCCUGUUGUUGAUAGCACGGGAAAUUUGGUUGGGAUGAUCACAAGGGGGAAUGUCGUCAGAGCUGCUCUCAAAAUAAAGAAGAAAGCUGAAGGUGCUUAA